This is a messenger RNA of Venustampulla echinocandica, 14838 nucleotides long. RefSeq names its product Midasin. The transcript has 2 exons. The record is from RefSeq and is a predicted model, not a curated record. Gene Ontology annotation, cellular component: nucleus; preribosome, large subunit precursor. Gene Ontology annotation, biological process: rRNA processing; ribosomal large subunit assembly. The coding region runs from base 1 to 14838 and encodes 4945 amino acids. Gene Ontology annotation, molecular function: ATP hydrolysis activity; ATP binding. NCBI's taxonomy places the organism in Eukaryota, Fungi, Ascomycota, Leotiomycetes, Helotiales, Pleuroascaceae.
AUGGAUAUUGACCUUCCCGAUAAGGGGCAAAACUCUGUCCCCCAAGUCUCGGGUAGCUUGGAGGACUUGCCCGAAGAAAUACUCGAAAUAUUACGCCUCCAGAAAUCGCCGCAAUUCCUCGAAGUCCUGGCGACAGCGGCUCUCAAGCCAAAGCUUACAAUCGAGCUUUUCAUACGAUUCCAUUCGGUUUUUGCAGAUUGCUGUGCUAGAUGGAUAUCAAACUGCGAAGCGGGAAAACAAAAUAAUGAGAUAAUCGAAGCUUUUGCACGAAUCCUACCUCUUGCGCCCCACCUAGUAACUUAUCUCGACAAGUACCUCAGAGACACCUCGACAACUAUCGGAUCGGCGCCCGAUACUGAUGGUAUACACUCCCUGUCGGCUGGAAAUGCUUCAGGGACAGAAUUGUCUGCUUUGCAGACGCUGAGAGUUCUCCUGGCAACCUUCAGAUUGUUGAACUUCGACAGAUACAAGUUCUUGCGGAAAAUUUCAGGCGCAAGAAUUCAAUCCUUAUUUCACCAUGGCGACCGAGCUGUGCAAUACCUUGCCGUGCGAGUUUUCUGUCAACUCCUCUCUGCGUCAGAUUCAAAACUGGAAGCCAUGAUAAAUCAGCAUGUUGGAGAAGAUGCUGUUAUGGGCGAUUGUGACGGCGACACGGUCGACUAUGGUUUCCUCGGACUUUUUGAAGCGAAGAUGUUGAAAGAUGCCCAAAACUCUGUGUCGAAUGCCCCACAAGAUACACCACAUACUGUCUUAACUCUGCAUUCAAAAUCGCUUUCUCCAUUAGUGGUACGUUACGGAAGUGUACUGCUCCCUCGACCAAACGGGCCUCCUUCGCAGCCUACUUCUCUUGUCCAGACAGCAACUACUUCUAAGAAUAUGGAAUGUUUUGCGACUUCAUUGCUUUCUUCAUCGCCUAUCCUCCUCCAUGGACUGGCAGGUUCUGGGAAAACAUCAUUGGUGACUGAUUUUGCCCGAGAGCUUGGCGUGGAGUCAACUAUGGUCUCUCUUCACCUGAACGAACAGACUGAUGCAAAGAUGCUUAUUGGCAUGUAUGCGACUGGAUCAACACCUGGCUCAUUUACCUGGCGAGCUGGCGUCCUAACAACUGCUGUACGAGAAGGUCGAUGGGUGUUUAUCGAAGACCUCGACCGGGCACCAAACGAAGUCAUUAGUGUGAUUCUUCCACUGAUCGAACGUGGAGAGCUACUCAUUCCUAGCCGCGGCGAGACAAUAAAAGCUGGGCCGGGGUUUAGGCUCCUUGCCAGUAUUCGAACCUCCCUCAGCGUUACUGGGCAAGAGAAUGCACCAGCUUUACAUAUGCUCGGAGCGCGGCUUUGGCAGCGAGUUCCAGUUCAGAUGCCAUCUCAAGAUGAAUUUAGAGAGAUAAUCGCUGGUUCCCAUCCAAUUCUUGAUAGAUUCUUGCCAGGAAUCAUCAGCGUUUACGAGCGGCUAUACACAUUAUCCCAGAAGCCAGCUUUUGCGUCACGAAGUCGAACAUCGCUAGGUCGGCCAAUUAGUCCGCGAGACCUACUAAAGUGGUGUAGGAGACUGGAUAAUGUUCUGCUUGAGGCAGGGUCGAAAACCGGAAACGAGCCAAUUACCGAAUCUAAUAAGUAUGACAUGUUCUUGGAAGCCUCUGAUUGCUUUGCAGGGAGCUUGCAAACAGAAGAAGCACGAAAAGCGGUUGUUAUGUGUAUCGCGGAGGAGAUGUACAUCGACCCUCAACGAGUAGAGCAUUACCUCACAGCUCAUGUUCCACGGUACGACGCUACCGAGUCUCAUUUGAACAUUGGGCGAGCCCACCUACCAAAACGAAAUAUUUCUCGAGCCAAAUCAUCGGGCAAGCCAAGACCAUUUGCCAAAACAGCGCACGCCAAACGGCUGCUAGAGCAAGUAGGCGUGGCAGUCAAGAUGGCUGAGCCAGUGUUACUUGUGGGUGAAACCGGCAUAGGAAAGACUACCGUGGUACAGCAGUUAGCCGACUCCUUAGGGCUGAAGUUGACAGCAGUCAAUUUGUCUCAGCAGAGUGAAGUUGGUGACCUUCUUGGUGGUUUCAAACCAGUCAAUGUCAGAACACUUGCGAUCCCACUCAAAGAUGAAUUUGAUGAAUUAUUUGCAGCUACAGGCAUAUCAGUAUCCAAAAAUCAGAGAUAUAUCGACCAGCUAGGGAAAAGCGUGGCCAAGAGUCAGUGGAGCAAGGCUUCCAAGUUGUGGCAUGAAGCCCCUAAAAUGUUCAAUAAGAUACUAUCCGAACUCCAGAAGAGGGAGUCAAAUACCAGAUCGGAUGCAGAGCAGCCCAUGAAACGUCGCAAGACAGAAUCAAGGGUACAGUCAUUACUCCAUCUCAAACCUCGCUGGGAGAGAUUUUCUGAAAGCCUGGAUCAAUUCGAUGUGCAGCUCUCGGGCGGCUCGAAAGGAUUCGCGUUCACGUUUGUCGAGGGAAAUAUUGUAAAGGCCGCCCGCAAUGGCGAUUGGGUACUACUUGAUGAAAUAAAUCUUGCUUCACCCGACACUUUGGAAAGCAUUGCUGACCUAUUACGGGGUGGGCCGGACGAAAAUCCGUCUAUCUUGCUUUCUGAGACCGGGGAAAUUGAGCGAGUGCAAGCUCAUCCUAAUUUUCGCAUAUUCGGUGCCAUGAAUCCAGCGACAGACGUUGGAAAACGGGACUUACCAAUGGGUCUGCGAUCAAGGUUUACGGAGAUAUACGUCGAGAGCCCGGAUAGAGACCUUGACGACUUGCUGAGUGUCAUAACGACGUAUCUCAGAGGAACCAGCACCAACGACACCCGAGCUGCUCACGAUGUUGCUCGGCUUUACCUGAACACAAAGCGCCUGGCGGAUGAGAAACGCUUGGUCGAUGGAGCCAGUCAGGUCCCCCACUUUAGUCUUCGAACUUUGACUCGUGUUCUUACGUAUGUCAAUGAUAUUGCGCCAUCAUACGGUCUUCGAAGAGCUUUAUACGAAGGCUUUGCCAUGGGAUUCCUCACGCUGCUUAAUAGAGACUCUGAAAAGCUGCUUAUACCUCUAAUCAACCAUCAUUUGCUAGAUACCCACGGAAAUCCACAGUCUCUCCUUGCCCAAACCCCCCGGCAUCCAGACGACGGCAGACAGUACGUUAGAUUCAUGAACAAGAAGAAAGAUCGUCAGUACUGGAUGCUUCAAGGCUCAGAAAUACCGCAAGAACAGCCUCAUUAUAUAAUCACGCCAUUUGUUGAGCGCAACUUGCUUAACCUUGUCCGAGCAACUUCCACACGGCGUUUCCCAGUCCUGGUUCAAGGACCUACUUCUUCUGGCAAAACGAGCAUGAUUGAAUACCUCGCAAAAUUUAGCGGUAAUAAAUUCGUCAGGAUUAACAAUCAUGAGCAUACCGACUUACAGGAAUACUUGGGUACAUACAUCUCCGGUUCUGAUGGUAAACUGCGAUUCCAGGAAGGACUUCUCGUCCAAGCACUUCGUCAAGGCCAUUGGAUUGUGCUUGAUGAACUUAAUUUGGCCCCAACUGAUGUCCUGGAAGCGCUUAAUCGAUUGCUAGACGAUAAUCGCGAACUUUUGAUCCCGGAGACCCAGGAAGUCGUCAGGCCUCACGAAAAUUUUAUGCUCUUUGCCACACAGAACCCACCUGGGUUGUAUGGUGGCCGAAAGACCCUUUCAAGGGCUUUCCGAAAUCGUUUUCUGGAGCUGCACUUUGAUGAUAUACCCGAAGAUGAACUGGAAUUUAUUCUGGAGAAACGAACCCAGAAAGUUGCCCCUUCAGAUUGUCGGAGAAUCGUCACGGUCUACAAAGAGCUGUCUAGAUUACGGCAAUCAAGUCGGCUUUUUGAGCAGAAAGAUAGUUUUGCGACCUUGCGAGAUCUCUUUCGAUGGGCUCUCAGGGAUGCUGAUAAUAGGGAGCAACUUGCUGCGAAUGGGUAUAUGCUCUUGGCAGAGCGAGUCCGGAAUCCCGAGGAAAGGAUUGCCGUCAAGGAGAUCAUUGAAAAGGUCAUGAAAGUCAAGCUCGAUCCAAAUGAUCUCUAUGACGCAACUCACUCCUCUGAGAUUAAGGCAUACGACGCUACGUCAAAUGCACUUGGAGUUGUCUGGACCCAUGCAAUGCGUAGGCUAUACGUCCUAGUUGCACAUGCACUUCAUAAUAAUGAACCCGUUCUCCUGGUUGGCGAGACUGGCUGCGGAAAGACAACUGUGUGUCAAAUGCUUGCAGAUGCGUUGGGGAAAGAUUUGCAUAUUGUCAAUGCACAUCAGAAUACUGAGACGGGAGAUCUUAUCGGGGCACAGCGGCCGGUCAGGAAUCGUGCCGCAAUUCUAGAACAACUGAAGCAGGAUCUUGCUCAGGCUUUCAAUGUUCUGGGCAAGGAUACAGGAGCCAAUCAUGAUAUCGACGUCUUGCUUCCAGCUUAUAGAUCGAUCCCGGCUUCAGAGCUUUCCCAAAUACCAGAAGAACUACGGCACCGAAUUGAGAGUAAUCAAACAAAAUCAAAGGCACUCUUUGAGUGGUCUGAUGGAAGUCUUGUGCAGGCAAUGAAGGAGGGGCAGCUCUUCCUCCUAGAUGAAAUUUCGCUCGCAGAUGACUCUGUCCUUGAGCGGCUUAAUUCGGUGCUAGAGCCGCAACGAACGAUCCUCCUCGCUGAAAAGGGGGUAGACAAUUCGUUCAUUCAGGCGGCAGAUGGUUUCCAGUUUUUUGCGACCAUGAAUCCUGGUGGUGACUAUGGCAAACGAGAAUUGUCUCCUGCGCUCCGAAAUCGUUUCACAGAAAUAUGGGUUCCUUCACUUUCGGAACAUGGAGACGUGCUGCAGAUAGUAGAGGCAAAACUACAGGACCCGCUAAAAACAUUUGCCGACGCUAUGGUUCACUUUGCAGAAUGGUUCGGCCAGAACUAUCGGUCUUCCAGUUCAGCCUCCAUAUCCGUCCGUGACGUCCUAGCUUGGGUCAAUUUCAUGAAUGGAUGCUCUUUUGAUCCAUACCUAGCUGUCCUUCAUGGUGCGGCGAUGGUUUAUAUUGACACUUUGGGUGCUAACCCAUCGGCUCUUUUGGCAAUCAACCCGGAAAGCAUCCAAGCAGAGAGAGCCAAGUGUCUUGAAGAGCUCAGCAACCUUCUACGGCAGGAUAUAAGUCCGAUGUAUUACAGGCCAGUGCCACUAUUCAACACCGACGACAAACUGUCUAUUGGCGACUUUUCAAUAGGCAAGCGAGCUGGCUCAGAUGACGACCAUGGAUUUGCCUUCGAUGCACCAACCACGAAGCUAAAUGGAAUGAGAGUCCUGCGGGCGCUUCAAGUCCAGAAGCCUAUCCUUAUCGAAGGUAGUCCUGGCGUGGGUAAAACCACUCUCAUUUCUGCCCUUGCGCGUGCUUGCAACAUGGCUCUAACCCGAAUCAACCUCUCGGAGCAAACUGAUCUGAUGGAUCUCUUCGGAUCAGAUGUACCUAUGGAAGGCGCAGAAGCAGGCCAUUUCGCGUGGCGGGAUGCACCCUUCCUCCAGGCUAUGCAGAGGGGAGAGUGGGUGCUUCUUGACGAGAUGAAUCUUGCUUCGCAGUCCGUUCUUGAAGGCUUGAACGCCUGCCUCGAUCACCGCGGUGAAGUCUAUAUUUCAGAGCUCGAUCAAACCUUCAAACGCCAUCCUAACUUCACCGUUUUCGCAGCUCAAAAUCCCCAUCACCAAGGAGGUGGUAGGAAGGGGCUGCCCAGUUCUUUUGUCAAUCGAUUUUCUGUCGUAUAUGCUGAUGUGUUUAGAGAUGAGGAUAUUCAACUAAUCUGCAGGCAUAGCUUCCCGGAUACCCCACAAGAGGUUUUAACCAAAAUUGCCAUUUUCGUUGAGCAAGUCGAGCAAGAAGUUGUCCAUAAACGAAAAUUUGGCUCUCAAGGUGGACCAUGGGAGUUCAACUUACGUGAUAUUCUCCGAUGGCUCCAGCUACUAUCCUCUUCAGCGCCGCUCCUGGCAGCUGCCACGCCAUCAUACUUCUUCAAUUUGAUAUUUCGACAGCGGUUUAGAUCAGCUCGGGACCGGCUCGAUAUCGACAAGAUCUUUGCAACCGUUUUCGGUGUCGAUACCCCUUCCCACCACCUCUUCUUUAAUAUCAGCCCCGCCGCUUAUCAGGUCGGUGUAGCCUACAUGCAGAGGGAUCCGCUUCUACAAAGGCUACAAUUUCCUACCUUCAACCCCACCAAUCGAUUAGCUGAGGUGGAAUCUGUCAUGAUAUGCAUUCAACAGAACCUACCCUGCAUUCUUGCAGGCCCGUCCGGAUCUGGGAAGACGACACUGAUACAGCAUGUUGCCGCAGCAAGUGGCAAAUCGCUAAUUGUUUUCCCUCUUAAUGCUGACAUAGAUACCAUGGACCUUGUCGGCGGGUUCGAACAAGUUGAUCCCCAGCGAGCUGCAAGUGCCUUCCUCCAACAAUUGACAGAUUUCCUUAGCAAGAUGAUUCUGGCGUCCUUGCCAGCUGAGGUCCCAGAGGAAGCAAUGGCUGUGUUAGGGUUGUUGAAAGAUGCCAAUGCAUCUUCGCCGUCGUAUUUCUCUAGCCUAAGUCUUCAUCUUGACACCCUCGAGACCAAGACAUCACUGGCAGAAUUUGGAAAUUUGGCGAACAUUUGCCAAAAGUUUGCCAAUAGUUCUAUGGCACUUGAGAAUGCACGGUUUGAGUGGGUUGAUGGUGUUUUAGUGAAAGCAUUAGAGCAAGGUGAUUGGCUUGUUUUGGACAAUGCCAAUCUCUGUAGUUCCUCUGUCCUGGACCGACUCAAUUCUUUGCUCGAACCAAACGGAGUCAUGAGUAUUAACGAGCACUGUGGUCCUGAUGGCGAGCCGAAAGUCGUUCGUCCUCACCCAGAAUUCAGGAUCUUUCUGACUAUGGAUCCACGAUUUGGUGAGCUAUCAAGGGCGAUGAGGAAUCGUGCCAUUGAAAUUUUUCUCGAGCCACUACCAGCAGAUGUUCAUACCCAUCUUUCAAUUUCAAGGUCAGAAGCAGCGUUGCAGCGAUACCAAGCAAUAUCUAGAGCACUCGAUACCGAUACCUCAACAUUGAACGAAACCACGUGGUUAUACCAGGUCGCUCUGGACAAUUUGGCUUGGGCAGAUAUGGCAAUGCUUUCACGAUUCGUCGAACAGAGCCAACGACUGUCCCUAGCAGAUCCCAAAUUCCUAGCUACAUGUCAAAAUUAUCUGCAACUCUAUCAAUCGACCGACAAUCACGAUGUUCGGGAAGCUAUUGGAAAUAUGUUAAAUAAAGUUGCUCAGAAGACCACGUUGGCACCAGGCUUCAGAGACGCACAGAUUAUCCACCCUCUUCAGAACUCGCCAUUGGUUCCGUUGCUGCAGCAAUCUAGUGGCCCAACAACUGGUUACUGGCUUGCGGCCUGCGUAGAGUUCACCAUAGAAAUCACCAAUGCGAUGAAUGCGCAAAGCGGUCAAGCGAGUGGGAUUGAGACUCUCAAACCAAGCAAGAUGAAUCGCCUCCAGAGAUCUCUAGUUCGAGGGCGUGUGGCUGCCACUGCGAAAGACUCCACGACAAAUAUCGAUGCCUUUCUCACUGCGCUUUUGCUGCGAUUAAAGGGGUUUCUCCACUCUAGCCUCCAUAGCGAUAACGACGGGCAGUGGAAAAUGCACAAGAAGGCAGUCUCUUCACUUUUGCAGUACUGGUGGGAUACUUACCACCUCGCCACGUCAACAACAUUCGAGGAAGCCACUUUCCAGGCUCAUCUGGCCAUCGGCACGGAUAUUCUCAAAGGCCUUUCGAAACAUGCUGCCCUGCACACCGGACAAGAAUCAAUCGCCCGAGAAGUUCUUGAGAGCCUCAAAACAAAUUUUAGUUCCGGUUUCCAGUUGACGACUGGGCUUAGCAUGGAGGUUCUGUGGAGACAUCUCAGACCAGCUGUCAUUCCAAAUUGCCAAGUCAUGGAGACGUUGGAUCAAAUGCAAAGACUAGCACAGCUCUUUGAUACUCUAAAGUGGAAGACCUCUAUAUCAAUUCGGGAACUCGGCGGCAUUAUGAAAUCCCUGAUCAAAGCAUAUCGUCUUGUUCUCACACCAGACAUUGACGGCCGGAGCCUCGUUCAGAGUUUAAGUACGGAACUUGAAAAUUUGGAGAUAAGCAUUGGUAAGGAGGAAAGUGGAAUUUCGCCUUUUCUUGCCUCUCAAUUCGAAGUAUUGAGACAGUCCAACACAUUGGAACUACUCCGAUCUGGGAGAUCUGAGGAUUUUGAUGUCGAUGUGGAUACUGUCGUUCUUGCAAACCAUCCCACGGCGCCUCAGCUGCGCCUCUCUACCUCGACUGAAAGUUCGCUCCUUUUACAAUCCGUUGAUGAUCUGCUGGGAAGUGCGGGGAACUUAGAGGCCAUUUUAGGGACGUACCCGGCGUCGCUACUCCAGAAGUUGCAUGGAAUCGAAAGCGUUGGCAUGAAGUCUCUGAAGUUGCUAGAGUCAGAACUGCCUUCCAUGGGUAACAGCCUUGCAAAAUCGAGUGCAACACUUUGCCGUGCUCAAUUGCUGGACUUGAAUGUCAUUUUAUCCCGCCUCAUUUCCGAGGCAAUAUCAGCACAUGGUGAGAACUUUGGACGAGAAUAUGAAGCUUGGAGCAACACGAUUAGCGCUACUACAGAUCUAGAGAGUCUCGGUCUUCCAAGAAUUAAUGAGACGGUUGCACGCCAGCAACAAUCCAUUGUGGUUGCCCCCGAUAUCCCACAACACCUCCGAGAAGUCAUAUCAAACAACUUUGUGGGAGCAUCAGUUGCUGCUGUUGCUGCCAGGAGCCAUAUCGAGAAUUGCCUCGAAUUUUCAGCUAUGGCAUGGGUGCAAUUCGCCAUUGGAUGUAUCACCCUAUAUGUUCCAAAUCGAUCCUUUGACCCGGACAAGAGACAGCGGCUUGAACGAAAGCGACACCAAGAAACUCGAGAUAUCCUUGACGACAAAAUAUCUGCUCUCAGGCAAUUUGAGCGUCUCUUCACAGGCCAAGAAUCUAAUCUCAGAAUCCAGCUGUUGGAAACAGAGAUUAAAGAAUAUGGGGAACCACCUGCGAUAUUGCAAGAAGUCUAUCGGCCCCAGCACUCAGAACUGGAUCAACUUCAAGGGGAAUUCAACAACCUCCUGAAAAUUGUUACGCGAUCGCAGAUACCCGCGACACUUUUGGCGUAUUUCCAGAAGAAAAACGAGAAUAACUUGCAAGAAAUCCGGUUGGUGCAGAGCAAUGUCACUCAGAUAAUACGUCGACUAUCGGAGAGGUUCCGAGCCUAUAAUGAUAUAACUGCACCCGUCAUUAGCAUGCUUCGCUCGAUGCAGAUUGGGCUCUCAUUGGCCGCUCUGGCAUCAGUCCAGCCAUCGUCCAAUAGCAGAGUUUCCGCUGAACUUAUGGCCAUGACUCCUUUCCUCGGAGGUGGGCCUAUGCUCGCCAAGAAGAAUAUCAUAUCCGACCAUCCCUUAGAGUAUAUGGCACUGGCCACUGCCGAUGUUGCCGCCGAACGUCUUACUUCAUUUAGUCCACAACAACGUGAAUUACUUCUUGAAGCCUUUCAUGGUUGUUAUGACCAGUGGACUAAACGACUAGAAUCUGAUCGGCUCGAGGCUGAGUCUAAGACAGGCUUGUAUCGCUUCAAAGGUAGCGCGGAGGACGAAGAGGAGGAAGAUGCAGAGCAGUUUAACGAGCUGUUUCCAGCUUACGAUGACGAGUCUAAUGGUGAGCGAAAUGUCAACGUGACAUCAACAACGGCCCGAGACACCGCCGUUAGCAUUUCUCGUGUCCAUGAAAAAAUAUUUUUAGGAGGUAUCACGCCGUCUGAAAGUAUACUCUCUCUCAUUCGUCACAUGUCGGGCCGGAUUGCUAUUCUUCACGACGGUCCUCGUUUCGGUGGACAUAACAUGACUGCUGCUAUCCUCCCAGGUAGUAUGCUACUCCUCGACGAUCAUACCAACGCUCUUACUGCAACCACCACCAUUCCGGAAUCGUAUAAUUUCUACACGGAUGCACACCUACCAGAAACUCGGAAACUGGUCACUCUCAUCCAUCAAGUUCAAGAUCGCUUCCAUGAGCUUCAACGGGUCGAUGAAAUUGGUCACAUGCAACCCCUUGAAGAUGUGCUAGUCUCAUGCCGGGAAUUGCUCGAAUUUCACCAUACUGAGCCCCUAGCAAAAAUCAUCACCAAGGUUGAAAAGAUUCACACUUUCAUGCAUGAAUGGCAAUUUGGAGGGUGGGCUAGUCGCGCUAACACUGCCCUCACACUCUACGAUAACUUGACCGCCACAAUUGUCAGCUGGCGACGUUUGGAGCUUUCAACAUGGGCAAAGCUUUUUGAUAUGGAGUCUAAAAAGUGUGAAGAUGAUGCCAGGUCGUGGUGGUUUGUGGCAUACCAAGUCGUCAUUGCAGCGCCCUUGCAGGUUUCUGAAAAUAUCGAAGAACUGAAGAAUUACGCCCAGAAGCUUCUGCAAGAUCUCGAAGUCUAUUUCACCACUGCAAUACUUGGACAAUUCGCGCAACGACUCCAGUUGUUGAAGCAACUGCAAAAGCACCUGCAGCUACUCAUUCAAGAUGUACCUUCAAUGUCAAUCAUACAUGGGGCUCUUUCAAAUUUCAUUUCAUUGUACGCCCGUUACGAGAAACCAGUCAAUGAAAACCUAAAGAGGGGCAGAGUAUCGUUAGAGAAGGCCAUGCGAGACGUUCUUCUCCUAGCGAGCUGGAAAGACACCAAUAUUGUGGCGUUAAGAGACAGCGCGAAAAGAUCUCACCACAAGCUAUUCAAGAUCAUACGCAAGUUUCGGGCUCUUCUCGGGCAGCCGAUGGAAUUCGUUAUCAAGCAAGGAAUCCCGGAUGAGAGCCCUGCUGAAUUGCAAGAUCCAGACCACGCGAGACCGGUACUGAAGCCGACCGUUGAUCAGUCUGCCCUAGCACUAUGUACAGAGCUCGUUCCAAAUUGGUCUCAAAGGAGCAAGAGAUUUGUCAAUGUCUCCAUGACAGUCAAUAGAAUGGCUAUCACCUGUCAGAUCCCCAAGUCUGCGGUUGAUGGGCCCUCUUAUCUCGAUGCAGUACUAGGAAACAUCAUAUCCUCCACCGCCGAACUGCAGAAAGCCACGCCAUCAAUUCUGUCUGAGGAAACUAAAGACACAGUCAAGCAUUUGAAAUCACGGAAGAGGAAGCUUUUCGCUGACACCCUGAAAGAGCUUCGCCAAAUGGGAAUCAAGCAUAAUCUCAGCGCAGAUGCCUUAAGGAAGCAAGAAUCGCUCUCAACUUCCCUUGCAAACUUAGAGGGCAGUACCUCGGAUGUCGAUGUUCCGGGGCUGGAGUAUUACUUCCACAAGUCGAUUGACUUGGCACCUCGCUCUAGGGAAGCAGCCCGGCAGCCCUCGGAAGAUCUAAGCAGCGCUGAGGUCGCCCGAAGCAGUGGCUUCCUAGAAGGAAUACUUCAACUUCUCUUAUCACAACACAAUGUGAUUUCAGCAAAUACUGCGAGGAUGUCCAAGCUCGAGGGCCUAAUAGCUAUGGCCGCCGGACUCUGGGCGCCUGACAAAUACGAAGUUCAACUCCCAAAAUAUUCAUCAAACCAUGAGAAGGUACUUCGGUGGUUGCCACAUAUUUUGAGCGUCGCAUUGGACCUCGUUGCGAUUCAUUCUAAACUAGCAAAGCUUGACUCGAGGGACCUCAGAGAUUCUAUAACUUCAUGGAAGGAUCGAUUUGCAGAGCUUUUACGGAAUCUGGAAAGCUUGUCGCCACUGCCUCCAGAUGUUGUUUCUACCCAGCGCUCUGAAUUAGAGGAUACCAUCACUACUACCACUCAGGAAUUGCGGCUUGAUCUGACACGGAUGACAAACGAACGCCCGGACCUGGCCUUUAUUCUUAAUCAGAUCAUCCCGUGGAGCGAGGUUAUAUCUUCACAAACCACCUCUGCUAGCCCUGAAAAGACAAUUUCUGAUAUGGACAGCCAAUUAUCAAAUACCUGCGACUCCAUCCUUGUUGGAACUGAGAAAUAUAAAACCGCCAUCGAUAGCCUCCCAGCAUCGACUGAGGAUCCGGCUUGGCUAGCGAGGAACGACUCCUCCUUAGCUACUAGCAUCAAGUCCCUUCACUGCGAGAACGUUAUCGCACUGCUUGAUAAAUCGUUCCAGACUCUUACACAGCUUGAUCUAGAAGACUCUUCCAUCAGGAAAGCUGCUAGUGCUAUUUUUGCCGUCGCCGUACCUAUUUUCCAGCAGUAUUUGUCCACCCUUCAACAAGGCUUGAAGCGAUACGCACAGCUACAUCGCGCGACAUGUAAGAUGUAUUACGUCCUUUCCAAGACUUUUAUCCAGAUUGCCACACAAGGCUUCUGCACUCCUUCCGAAAAGUCUGCGGGCGAGGAUGGGACAUCAGAGAAACUUGAAGGGGGCACAGGUCUUGGCGAGGGUGAAGGUGCUGAGGAUAUAAGUAAAGAUAUCCAAGAUGAUGAAAACCUCGAUGAACUAGCACAGGAGCCAAACGAGGGUGAGAAAGGAGAAAUGGAAAAUGAACAAGAUGCUGUUGAUAUGGCGGAUGCAGAUAUGGAGGGCGAGAUGGGUGAGGGCGAAGAGAAAGGCUCAGAUGAUGAGGAUGGUGAAGGAGAAAGUGGCGAUGAUAUGGAUGAGGAAGCUGGAGAUGUAGAUGAUUUAGAUCCUACAGCUGUUGAUGAGAAAAUGUGGGAUGGUGAUGGCGAGGAAGCUGAGAAAGACCAAGAGGGAGAUGAUUCUAAGGGCAAGAAAGACAAGGAUGAGAAUGCUGCUGCCCAAGAUAAUGGCAAACAGGCAGAUGAAGGGGACGAAGGGAAUGAAGAGGAGGUUGAAGAGGAGGUGGCUGGUGCGGAGCAAGGGGAAGAAAUCAAGCAGGAUGAAACGGAGAAACACGAUCCUCACGCUCAAGAAGGCGAAGCUCUUGAUUUGCCUGACGACAUGGAACUAGAUGGCGACAACGAAGAGAAAAGUGAGCAGGGGAGUGACGAUGGAAUGGGCGAUUUGUCUGAUGUUGAACAAAAUGAAAACGAUGAUGAUGUGGCAAAUGAUGGACAGGAAGAGGAAGGUGCAGAAAAUAUGGAUGGUCAAGAAGAUCAAGAUAUUGGCUCAGAUAUGGACGUGGUUGACCUGGACGAAGACACAAAGGAUGAAGGCGAAGAGACUGGGGAAGCCGGUGAGAAGGCGGAUGACGAGCCCGUGGAACAAGAUGAGGAACAAGGGCUCCUUCGUGACAAUACCGAUGAUGCGAACAUGGAUGCAGAUAAUGCGGCCCCGAGCGAUGUUCAGGGAAGUGGCGAAGCUCAAGAAGAGACCUCAAUAGAGAACAAGGCGGAAUCGGCAAGCAAAGCGCAAAGGGAUGAUGGUGGGCAAGGUGGGGAUUCCUCGGAGCAGAGAGAUGCCGCAGCUGAAGAUGGAGAACAAGCCAGACAAGCCAAUGGCGAAGCACCUCAAGACUCUAGGGAUGAUACGCAAGAUACUUCCGCUGCCCAACCCUUCAAAAAGUUAGGUGAAGCACUUGAGAGGUGGCAUCAGCAGCAGUCCAAAAUCCGAGAACAUGCCGAGCAGAAAGAGGAAGCACCAGACCAGCAGGUCGAUAUAAAUGCGGAGAGUUUGGAGUUCCAGCACCUACAAGAUGAAGACGCCCAAGCGGAUACGCAAGCCUUGGGAACCGCUACGGAAGAACAGGCCCACGCCCUUGAUGAAUCUAUGGCUAUUGAUUCGGAGAGUAAGGAUAUGCCUGACCAGUUCCAACCGGAUGAGGUAGAAAAGAGCGAUGUGGAAAUCGACGACGUCAUGGAUGUUGAGGAGCCUUCGACGCCAGAGGACCAAAACACAUCUGAUGCCUAUGAGGGCCGAGCUGGUGCAAUGAUCAAACAAGCGCAAGAAAAGCCCAACGAAAGCCUCGAUGAUCGCCCGACUCAACCUCAACAAGAAUUUGAAGAGGACGUUGAGGAUGUUGACAAUCAACUCGAAAGCACUCAUCUUGAUGAGACGUCCGCGCUCCAAACUCGCUCAGCAGCAGAUGUUCGCCAGCAAUGGACAGAAUAUGAAUCUCUAACUCGCGACCUAUCUCUCUCACUCACUGAACAACUCCGCCUCAUCCUCGCGCCGACUCUUGCAACCAAAAUGAGAGGCGACUUCAGGACCGGCAAGCGCCUCAACAUCAAGCGCAUCAUUCCAUACAUCGCUUCACAAUACAAGCGCGACAAAAUUUGGAUGCGUCGCAGCGUCCCCUCAAAGCGUAGUUAUCAGAUAAUGCUCGCGGUAGACAACAGCAAGAGUAUGGGCGAGAGUGGCAGUGGCUCCCUUGCCCUCGAGACACUUGUCAUGGUAUCAAAGAGUUUAAGCAUGCUUGAAGUGGGCGAAAUAUGCGUCGUCGGUUUUGGUGAUCAGGUCAAGGUCGCACAUGAAUUUGAGACGCCGUUCAGUUCUGAUGCAGGGCCAAGGAUUCUUCAAGAUUUCGCCUUUAACGAGAGCCGAACUGAUGUUACACGACUGGUGAGGGAUAGUAUUGAACUAUUCCGUGCGGCAAGGACGAAGGCUAGUGGAAGCCCCGCAGAUCUUUGGCAGAUGGAGCUCAUCAUAUCAGAUGGAGUCUGCGAUUCAUCUGAACAUGAGCCAAUCCGCCGCCUACUCAGAGAGGCGCUUGAGGAACGUAUUAUGAUGGUGUUCGUUGUUGUGGAUGACGUGCGGACCAAGAAGAAAGGAGAAAGCGUGAUGGAUUUGAAGGAGGCGAAGUUUGUGAAGGAUGAGAAUACAGGGGCGUCGAAUGUCAAGAUCGAGAGGUAUCUGGAUACUUUCCCGUUCCAGUAUUACUUAAUCGUCAGCGAUGUGAAGGAGUUGCCGGGUGUUCUGGCUACGCUUUUGAGGCAGUGGUUUGCGGAGGUGGCGGAUUCUUCUAGUUAG